AUGAGUUCGCGGACGUCAUUGAUGAUGACAUAUGUCCGCCGCUUCGUCAGCAUGGGCACUUUCGAGCAAAGUUCUACUCUUUACAAAUCCACAUGGGACCGUAGUUGGCAACAGCUUUCGCCAAGCAGGCGAGAAUUCAUUCCGACUGCGUUGCCAAACCUUCCGGUGUUGGCUAACUGCCAACUUCCGGAUAUUCAGGUUCUCCGACGAUCAUUAUCGUGGACUGAUUCAUCUCUAGCAUAG
This is a messenger RNA of Necator americanus (New World hookworm), 243 nucleotides long. RefSeq lists its product as uncharacterized. Lineage: Eukaryota; Metazoa; Nematoda; Chromadorea; Rhabditida; Ancylostomatidae. The transcript has a single exon. The coding region runs from base 1 to 243 and encodes 80 amino acids. The record is from RefSeq and is a predicted model, not a curated record.